GGAGAGGAGAGGGACAUUUGGGAGCGAGAUGGCGAGAGGGAUGGCGGCCACGUACCUACAUGGGAUCUUUCUCUUGGCUCUGUGGAAACCCUCGCUACAAGGAGGUGUUUAUAUACCUGCUGGUGGAGGAGCAGGAGGCGCUGGAGCCGGCAUAGAAGCCGGUGCAGGAACUGGAUAUGGCCCUGGAGGCACUGGGACUGGAUACCAGCCCGGUGGAGGCGCUGGGACUGGAUACCAGCCUGCUGGAGGUGCUGGGACUGGUCCGGGAAGCUAUGGACCGGUAGCAACUGGAGGGGGAUAUGGUGGUCAAGGACAAGGAGGAUUUGGCCCGGGAGUUGCUGCACAAGGAGGAGUCGGACCGGGAGGUGCCGGACAAGGAGGAUUUGGCCCGGGAGUUGCUGCACAAGGAGGAGUCGGACCAGGAGGUGCUGGACAAGGAAGAUUUGGCCCGGGAGGUGCUGCACAAGGAGGAGUCGGACCGGGAGGUGCCGGACAAGGAGGAUUUGGCCCAGGAGGUGCCGGACAAGGACCUGGUGGAGCUGGUGCUGGAGGCUAUGGACCUGGACCUGGAGGAGCUGGUCCAGGAGGCUACGGACCUGGAGCUGGAGGUGCUGGUCCUGGAGGAGCUGGUCCAGGAGGCUAUGGACCUGGAGGAGCUGGUCCUGGAGGAGCUGGUGCUGGAGGCUAUGGACCUGGACGAGCUGGUCCUGGGGGCUAUGGACAGGGUGGCCGAGGCACAGGCCUUGGGGCCGGGGGUUUGGGUGGAGGAGGGACUGGCAGAGGUCAGGGAGCUGGAACAGGAACAGGAUACGUACCCGGAGGUGGCUAUGGAGGCUACGGAGGCGGUCAAGGACCAGGUGCUGGUCAAUACCCAGGAGCUGGUGGAGCUGGUCCCAAACCUCCUAAAAUGGGUUAUGGUCCUGGUGGUGCUGGCGCUGGGCCUGGUGGUGCCGGAUUUGGACCUGGUGGUGCCGGAUUUGGGCCCGGGGGUGCAGGGGUUGGACCUGGUGGUGCCAGAUUUGGACCUGAUGGUGCCGGAUUUGGGCCCGGGGGUGCAGGGGUUGGACCUGGUGGUAACGGAUUUGGACCUGGUGGUAACGGAUUUGGGCCUGGUGGUGCCGGAUUUGGGCCUAAUGGUGCAGGGGCUAGAGCUGGUGGUGCAGGGGUUGGGCCUGGUGGUGCCGGUUUUGGGCCUGGUGGUGCAGGGGCUGGACCUGGUGGAGCCGGAUUUGGGCCUGGUGGUACUGGAUUUGGACCUGGUGGUGCCGGAGUUGGGCCUGGAGGUGCAGGAGGAGUUGGCCCUGGGGGAGCCGCUGUGCCAGGUGCAGUUCCAAUGCUGCCACAGAUGGGCACAGCUGGACAAGGAGCUGGAGGAAGGAGCGGGAAAAAAGCAUCAAAUCAAAUUCCAGGAGUUGGAGUGCCUGGACUCUAUCAAGGUGGAUAUGUUCCAGGCCAAGGUUUUGGAGGCCGCGGUAUUCUCCCUGGAGUGGCCACCGGAUCUGGAGUUGGGCCUCAGACUGGGGCCGGAGUCCUCGGUCAGGGGGGUGCUGGAGCAAGAGGAGCAGGAGGAGCAGGAGGAGCAGGAGGAGCAGGCAAUGGUCGUGGACAGCAGUUACCUGGAGUUUUUCGUGGUUACCCUCUCAUAAUGCCAAAGACAGGGUCGGGCAAAUCAAAGAAUCCGGCUAAAAACGCAGCUAAAAAUGGUGGCGCUGGAGCUGGAGGAGGUGCACUUGGUCAAGGAGGUGCUUUGGGGCUUGGGAAUGGAAGACUCCCAGGAGGAGCAGCGGGAGCCACACCUGGAUUUGGACCUGGAUUUGGAGGUCUUCAGGGUGGUGCUGGUACCGGUACUGCUGGAGGCCUUGGAAGAGGAGGACCAGGUGGAGGAGCCGGGGGUAAUUUUGGCAAUGGAGUAGUGAAUGGUGGGAUGGGUGGACGCUAUGGUCCUGGUCCUGGCGGUGCAGGCACUGGUGCGGCUGGAGGAAUCGGCACGGGAGCGGGACCUGGGUCAGGUCUUGGUUAUGGUCCCAGUGGUGCUGGCACUGGCCCUGGACAAGCAGGUGUCGGGCCAGGUAGAACCGGCUACGGUCCAGGUGGAACAGGAACUGGAUUAGGAGGAGCAGGAACAGGACCUGGAGGGUAUGAUGCCAAUGCCAAAGCUCAUAAAUACGGCAUGUUAAGUGGAGCACUUGGAGGUCUGGGAACAAAUACUGGAGCAGUCAGACCUGGUGGUGCUGGUACUGGUUAUGGACCAGGAAGAGUAGGACCAGGUGGUAAUGGCUAUGGACCAGGUGGUGCUGGCACAGGCUACAGACCAGGAGGAGUAGGACCAGGCAACGCUGGUACUGGCUACGGACCAGGAGGAGUUGCACCAGGUGGUGCUGGCACAGGCUACAGACCAGGAGGAGUUGCACCAGGUGGUGCUGGCACAGGCUAUGGACCAGGAGGAGUUGCACCAGGUGGUGCUGGCACAGGCUAUGGACCAGGUGGAGUUGCACCAGGUGGUGCUGGCACAGGCUAUGGACCAGGAGGAGUUGCACCAGGUGGUGCUGGCACAGGCUACGGACCAGGAGGAGUUGGACGUGGUGGUGCUGGCACAGGUUAUGGACCAGGAGGAGUUGCACCAGGUGGUGCUGGCACAGGCUACGGACCAGGAGGAGUUGCACCAGGUGGUGCUGGCACAGGCUAUGGACCAGGUGGAGUUGGACCAGGUGGUGCUGGCACAGGCUACGGACCAGGAGGAGUUGGACGUGGUGGUGCUGGCACAGGUUAUGGACCAGGUGGAGUUGGACCAGGCGGUGCUGGGACAGGCUAUGGACCAGGUGGAGUUGGACAAGGCGGCACUGGCUAUUUACCUGGAGGUCAGGCUGGUGCCAAGGCCCGCAAAUAUGGGAGUGCAGGAACAGGAAGAAUCGGAUAUGGACCUGGUGGAUAUGGGCCUGGAGCUGGAACUGUGCCUGGGACAGGUUAUGGACCAGGUGGAGGCUAUGGUGCAGGACCAGGGGCUGGAUAUGGAACAGGCUAUGGAGCUGGGUCACAACCUUCUAGAUACGGUCAAGUUGGAAAUGGUGUUGGUGGGGUACUUGGAGGUGGAGCAGGACGAGCUGGUGGUUAUGGACCAGGAAGCUUUGGAGCAGGUCCUGCAGGUCAAGGCUACGCUGGAUCCAAAGCUGCUAAGUACGGGCAACCAGCUGGAGUGGUACCUGGGGCAGGAGCAGGGCCGGCUCAAGCAGCACCUAUUACAGGGACAGUACCAGCAGCACCCAUUACAGGGACCGGACCAGCAGCACCUGUUACAGGGACUGGACCAGCAGCACCUGUUACAGGGACCGGACCAGCAGCACCUGUUACAGAGACUGGACCAGCAGCACCUGGUACAGGGACUGGCACUGCAGGACCUGACACUGUGACCGGCACUGGUGUGCCAGUAAAUGGCACAGACACAAGCAGUGGUGCAGGGCCAAUAGGUGGACUCAGUGGAACAGGACUUGGAGCCGCUGGAAGCACACCAGCCCCAGCACCAGAAGGUGAUGGUGGGGAUGGCAUUGGGAUAGAGGGGUCUGGAAGUUCUGGAGGAGAAGUAGGUACUGGUGUAGCUGGCAAAGCAGUGGGUGUAGGAGAUGAUGGAAAUGGCUUGGAUGGAACAGGACUCCCCAUCAUUGGACCAAAGCCAGGACUCAAUGGGACCCAAGUUCAAGCUUCUGCUGGUGAUCUUUUAAGUGGGAUACUACCAGGAGCCACACCUAUCAAACCUCCAGGAGUUCCCCGAGGGGACACGCCAGGUGAAGGAGAUGGAGAAGGAGGUCCUGAUGGCGAGACUGGUGGCAUAGGAGGCACAGGGGGGAGUCCUACCAGUGCAGGAGCAGCAGGAGGUGUUUCAGGGGGCGUCACAGGAGUGGCAAGAGGAGACAGUCCCGCUACUGGCACUGAAGUUGGAGCACAAGUUGCAGCUGGCGUAGUUGGAGGAACACCCAAACCGUCCACAGCAGGAGCUGGUGCACCUGUUGGAGCAGGUGGGGUGGCAGGAGCAGGUCCUGGCAUGGCACCUUUCGCUGGUGGGCAUGGUGGAGCAGGAACAGGAGCCCCGAAACCUCCAAAAAGCUAUGGGGCUGGUGGAUAUUUACCAGGUGGAGGCUUACGUUACCCGACUGGAGCCGGCGUAGGACACGGAGCAGGGAAAUCCGGCAAAUUAUACGGGUCUCUUGGAGCAGGAGGCCGGGGUGGGGUUGGCCCUGGUGGUUAUGGAGCUGGUCCUGGUGGUUAUGGAGCUGGUCCUGGUGGCUAUGGUGCUGGUCCAGGAGGUUACGGGGUUGGCCCAAGUGGCUACGGUGCCGGGCCUGGUCAAUAUGGAGUUGGAAAUGGAGGUUUAGGAGGAGGAGCCGGUGGUGGACAGGCCGGAUAUGGUGGUGGUGUAGCUCCUGGUGGUUCAAGAUAUGGCGCAGGUCCAGGCCUGGGCCCCGGCGCCGGUAAAGCCAAUAAACGUUAUGGGGCAGGUGCUGGUGGAACUGGUGGCUAUGGGACUGGACCAGCUGGAGUUGGUCCUGCUGGGGCUGGUGGUUAUGGGACUGGACCAACUGGAGUUGGUCCUGCUGGGGCUGGUGGCUAUGGGACUAGACCAGCUGGAGUUGGUCCUGCUGGGGCUGGUGGCUAUGGGACUGGACCAGCUGGAGUUGGUCCUGCUGGGGCUGGUGACUAUGGGACUAGACCAGCUGGAGUUGGUCCUGCUGGGGCUGGUGGUUAUGGGACUGGACCAGCUGGAGUUGGUCCUGCUGGGGCUGGUGGCUAUGGGACUAGACCAGCUGGAGUUGGUCCUGCUGGGGCUGGUGGUUAUGGACCUGCUGGCACUGGAUAUGGGCCCAACAAUGCCGGGACAGGACUGGGUGGUGCAGGGACCAGGCAAGCUGGUUAUGGACCAGGUGGAGUUGGCACAGGACCAGGCAGCCAUGUAGCUGGUGGAGCAGGGGUCAAUCCUGGUGUUUAUGGUGCUGCAGGUCAAGGACUGGGUGCAAGAAAACCGUCCAAAACAGGGGCUGGAGUUGUACCUGGUGGAACAGGUACUGGACCUGGCCGAUAUGGACCUGGGGGCGUUGGACCAGGCGGUGCUGGCACAGGAGGCUUCGGUCCAGGCGGUGCUGGCACAGGAGGCUUUGGACCAGGCGGUGCUGGGACAGGAGGCUUCGGUCCAGGCGGUGCUGGGACAGGAGGCUAUAGACCAGGCGGUGCUGGGACAGGAGGCUUUGGACCAGGCGGUGCUGGGACAGGAGGCUUUGGACCAGGCGGUGCUGGGACAGGAGGCUAUGGACCAGGCGGUGCUGGCACAGGAGGCUUCGGGCCAGGCGGUGCUGGGACAGGAGGCUUUGGACCAGGCGGUGCUGGGACAGGAGGCUUCGGGCCAGGCAGUGCUGGGACAGGAGGUGGUUUUGGACAAGCGGGCCAAGGAUUAGGAAACCGAAAAUCAGCUAAAUCUGGAGGCUUUGGACCAGGCGGUGCUGGGACAGGAGCGGGAGGCUUCGGUCCAGGCGGUGCUGGUACAGGAGGCUUCGGACCACGCGGUGCUGGCACAGGAGGCUUCGGUCCAGCCGGUGCUGGCACAGGAGGCUAUGGACCAGGCGGUGCUGGCACAGGAGGUGUUGGACCAGGCGGUGCUGGGACAGGAGGCUAUGGACCAGGCGGUGCUGGUACAAGAGCGGGAGGCUUUGGACCAGGCGGUGCUGGGACAGGAGGUGGUUUUGGACAAGGUGGCCAAGGAUUAGGAAACCGAAAACCAGCUCAAUCUGGAGGUUUCGGACAAGGCGGUGCUGUGACAGGAGCGGGUGGUUUUGGACCAGGUGGUGCUGGAACAGGAGGUUUCGGACCAGGCGGUGCUGGGACAGGAGCGGGUGGUUUUGGACCAGGUGGUGCUGGAACAGGAGGUUUCAGACCAGGCGGUGCUGGGACAGGAGCGGGUGGUUUUGGACCAGGUGGUGCUGGAACAGGAGGUUUCGGAUCAGGCGGUGCUGGGACAGGAGCGGGUGGUUUUGGACCAGGAGGUGCUGGGACAGGAGGUUUCGGGCCAGGUGGUGCUAGGACAGGAACUGGUUUUGGACCAGGGGGCCAAGGAUUUGGAAACCGAAAACUUUCUAAAUCUGGUUAUGAAGGAGCUAGACGUGGAUCAGGAGGAGGUGGAACAGGAAGUGUUCCUGGGGGAGCUGUUCCCGGUAGCUAUGGCCCAGGAGGGUAUGGUCCAACUGGAACUGGAACAGCGCCUUUUGGCUAUGGGCCUGGAGGUGCUGGAACUAGACCAGGAGGUGUUAGACCUGGUGGUGAUGGUGGCUAUGGACCUAGUGGCCAAGCUCUAGGAAGAGCAAAUCCUCCUCAAUCAGGUUACGGCCCGUCGUUGGGUGGAAAUGGCUAUGGACCAGGUGCUGGAGGAGGAGGGCUUCCUAGUGGAGGAACAGGAGGUGCCACUGGAGGCUCAGCAGGGGGUGCUGUCCCUGGUUACGGUGGAGGGGCUGGUGGAAACUAUCCAGGAUAUACGGGAGCCGGACAAAAAUCCCAGUCUCAGAUAGCUGCCAAAUAUGCAGCCAUGAGGGCGUUUCUGGGAGCUGAGGGCUACAGAGGCACUGGCUGUCAGGGUAAACACUGCGGCCGAAGGAGGAAGUGAGAGAUCAACACAAAGGAAGUGACCUCAUCGAAACAACAGUGGUGCUACUGCAUGAUCCCAGAUUGUAAAUGUCUUACCUGCCGUAGAAGUUAGGGCUUCAACACAUUCCACAAGUUACACCUUUCAUGUGCUUAUAUGUUAUACAAUGGAUGGCUCUCAACCAUCUUAGUGUUCGUGCAAUUCCUUUGUUGCAGGCUGCUGCUUCAGUCAUUUAAAACUUUGGUCAAAUAAUUACAAAUAUUUCCCAUUACACAAUAAAAAUCCUAGACAAGUCUAUCAGGGGAUGAAAUUGGAACCCCAUGAAGGACCUUGUGACUCUGGGGAUCCUACCGGGCAGUUUUUGUUUAUUGUUGUUAAACAUCAUUUGUGUUCUAUUGCAAAUAUCACCGUACAUCAUUUGUGUGAAGACUGAUACCAAGGACACCCUCAGGGCAGCUCCUUCAGACCUGUCUGCGUGCUGACACAAUGUUCAAAAAUGCAUAACCCUUCCCCAGCUACUCAUUUUUCUUUUAUCAAAUCCCUGUUUUUAGCUUUUACUUCAAAGUGCAAACACUUGAAUAAGUGAAGGUGGUGCUCUGAAAAGCAGUCGGUGCUGUGCUCAGGCCUCAGCAACAACAACACAUGUGGAGGCUGAAGGGCCUCAGCUGUUUACCCGUAUGAGAUUGUGCAUCGUUUUAUAGCUACACAACACGAAUCGGUAUUAAUGUCAACUUUUUGUGAAGACGAUACCUUUUUUUUAAUUCAAAGAUUUUAUGAUAAUAUCAUGUGGCUUUGACUAGGAUUUUAAAUUUGCUGUUAAGGGAAGAACUGAAACUAAAUGUUCGGAAUAUGAUUAGAAGCCAUUGAGGAGCGUUGAUGACUGUUUUUCUAUUUUUUAUGUACCUCCUUUAACACUGUUGGGAAAUGGUUCACGCUUGCUAGUCUUUUUAAAUUAUGCUGACAAAAAAGCAGAAAAAGCGUUGUGCUUAUCUAUUUAGUCAAGUGCAUAAAUACAUUAAAUAUUUUAGAUAUUUUGUAUGUGUUUGUUUUAACUAACAUAAGUGUUUUCUACAUUGUGCUAAAUCACAUUGUAAGCCGUGAUGCCAUUUGGAUAAAAAGUGUUAUUGACUCUGAUCUUGCAUUUGAGCUUCCAUCUGUCUCUAUUAUGUAACUCAGCAUGUGUUUUAACAUCUGUGUUCCUAUGAAGAAAAUUAUGCACUUUUGUACACUUUCAGACAAUGCUCUCUGAAAUAAAGAAAUGACCAAUGAA
Molecule: messenger RNA, 7889 nt
Organism: Pseudoliparis swirei
Lineage: Eukaryota; Metazoa; Chordata; Actinopteri; Perciformes; Liparidae
Product: fibroin heavy chain-like
Exons: 45
Coding region: 29-6640 (2203 amino acids)
Source: RefSeq, a predicted model, not a curated record